This is a messenger RNA of Chlorocebus sabaeus (green monkey), 5314 nucleotides long. It is a transcript of the gene CYP4V2, whose product is annotated as cytochrome P450 family 4 subfamily V member 2. Gene Ontology annotation, molecular function: monooxygenase activity; oxidoreductase activity, acting on paired donors, with incorporation or reduction of molecular oxygen; iron ion binding. The record is from RefSeq and is a predicted model, not a curated record. Lineage: Eukaryota; Metazoa; Chordata; Mammalia; Primates; Cercopithecidae.
GCCGGCGCCCCUCCUGAAGCGCACCGGGGUCCGCAGCCCCGUCCCCACCCUCCGAUCGGCCAGGAACCCGCUGCUUGUGGCGCUGGCCGCAGGAGAGAGGAGCCUGUCACCCUGUGGAGAAUGCGCUCCCAGUUCUAUUCGUUGCCCCUUGGCACCCGCCGACACGGCUAGUGUCUCAUCCCAAAGUGAGCAUUUUCUUUGUGUGUAGCACAGGAUGCGGUAUUUCCAAACCCCCGCGCUGAGUCUUUUCCCACCUCCCUGCUGCUCAGCUCUCCAAGCCCUGCCUUUCCUCCCGCCGUGGCUUGGGAAGCCUUAGGAACAGAAGCUCCCUGGGAGCGCAAAGCGCUUGUGAACUGGCCAACACCUUAACGCUUGGAGCUGCCCUCCUCUCGCUCCCACUUUGGAAAAUAAGAGACUGGAGAUUCAUUGCAGGCUUCCUCCCAGCAUCACAAGACUUGCCCGCUGCUUCAGUUCCCGCUUGACCUUCAUAUUUUAGCCCUCUAAAGGAGGUUACAAGUAACAGUUAAGAAACUGUGAUUUAAAGGAGGUUACUAAUAACUGUUAAGAAACUGUGAUUUAAAGGAGGUUACAAAUAACUGUUAAGAAACUGUGACUUAAAGGAGGUUACAUAAUAACAGUUUAGAAACUGACGACAGGGCCAUCCGGCAGACUUCUUUGGAGGGUUUCCAACUCCUUGUUUAUUAAAGAGUGAAUUUUUUAAUUAAAAUCAUGUUUUAAAACAGAGAUGAACAUUUUAUUGAUGGAAAAAAAUCACUUGAAGUUGGAAAGCUCUCAAAAGUACCUGGUAUUUACAGCCCCCCGUCAGGGAGGGUGAACUCGAUCUCAGCGCUUCAUUUUCAUCAGGGGUUAAGUUGAGGUACCCAGAACUGAAAAGAUUUGCCCAAAAUGACAUAUUUUAAAAUGGGCCCCGACCAGAACCCAGUUCCCUCUGGGUUUAUUUGUUAGUAAUUGUUUUACAGGCUGAGCAUUAACUAACUCCAAAGCUUGAAGGACUUUUUCUCAUUUUCACUUGUUUUCUCUAACAAAAAUAACGCUGCCAUUUCAGCUUCACAAGAUGAGGCCUCAUGGAAGAGUGUUUACCAGAAUAUUAAAAAUAUUUUGACAGAAAAGAAUCAAGCGAACUCUUUGCCAACCAAAUAUCAUCAUGACUGAUGUAACAAGUAAUCCAGUCCAGAUAUGAAAAUCACACUGAAUUUUUUCAGCAGAUCAUUCAGUACACAGAGGAAUACCGCCACAUGCCACUUCUGAAGCUCUGGGUCGGGCCGGUGCCCAUGGUGGCCCUUUAUAAUGCAGAAAAUGUGGAGGUAAUUUUAACUAGUUCAAAGCAAACUGACAAAUCGUCUAUGUACAAGUUUUUAGAGCCAUGGCUUGGCCUAGGACUUCUUACAAGUACUGGAAACAAAUGGCGCUCCAGGAGAAAGAUGUUAACACCCACUUUCCAUUUUACCAUUCUGGAAGAUUUCUUAGAUAUCAUGAAUGAACAAGCAAAUAUAUUGGUUAAGAAACUUGAAAAACAUGUUAACCAAGAAGCAUUUAACUGCUUUGUUUACAUCACUCUUUGUGCCUUAGAUAUCAUCUGUGAAACAGCUAUGGGGAAGAAUAUUGGUGCUCAAAGCAAUGAUGAUUCCGAGUAUGUCCGUGCAGUUUAUAGAAUGAGUGAGAUGAUAUUUCGAAGAAUAAAGAUGCCGUGGCUUUGGCUUGACCUCUGGUACCUUAUGUUUAAAGAAGGAUGGGAACACAAAAAGAGCCUUAAGGUCCUACAUACUUUUACCAACAAUGUCAUCGCUGAACGGGCCAAUGAAAUGAACGCGGAUGAAGACCGUAAAGGUGAUGGCAGGGACUCCGCCCCCUCCAAAAAUAAACGCAGGGCCUUUCUUGACUUGCUUUUAAGUGUGACUGACGACGAAGGGAACAGGCUAAGUCACGAAGAUAUUCGAGAAGAAGUUGACACCUUCAUGUUUGAGGGCCACGACACAACUGCAGCUGCAAUGAACUGGUCCUUAUACCUGUUGGGGUCUAACCCAGAAGUCCAGAAAAAAGUGGACCAUGAACUGGAUGACGUGUUUGGGAGGUCUGACCGUCCGGCUACCGUAGAAGACCUGAAGAAACUUCGGUAUCUGGAAUGUGUUAUUAAGGAGACCCUUCGCCUUUUUCCUUCUGUUCCUUUAUUUGCCCGCAGUGUUAGUGAAGAUUGUGAAGUGGCGGGUUACAGAGUUCUGAAAGGCACUGAAGCCGUCAUCAUUCCCUAUGCAUUGCACAGAGAUCCGAGAUACUUCCCCAACCCCGAGGAGUUCCAGCCUGAGCGGUUCUUCCCCGAGAAUGCACAAGGGCGCCAUCCAUAUGCCUAUGUGCCCUUCUCUGCUGGCCCCAGGAACUGUAUAGGUCAAAAGUUUGCUGUGAUGGAAGAAAAGACCAUUCUUUCGUGCAUCCUGAGGCACUUUUGGAUAGAAUCCAACCAGAAAAGAGAAGAACUUGGUCUAGAAGGACAGUUGAUUCUUCGUCCAACUAAUGGCAUCUGGAUCAAGUUGAAGAGGAGAAAUGCAGAUGAACCCUAACUAUAUUAUUGGGUCAUGCUUUUAUCAUGAGAAAGGUCUUUAUUUUAAGAGAUCCUUGGCAUUUACAAUUUAUAGAUCAUGAGUUCAAUAUGCUUGAAUCCCCUAGACCUAAUUUUUCCUUGAUCCCACUGAUCUUGACAUCAAGUCUAACAAAGAAAGAGUUUUGAGUUUUAUAUUUUCUUUUCUUUUCUUUUUUUUGGGACCGAGUCUCACUCUGUCACCCAGGCUGAAGGAGUGCAGUGGUGUGAUCUCGGCUUAUUGCAACCUCCAACUCCCAGGUUCAAGUGAUUCUUCUGCCUCCGCCUCCCAAGUAGCUGGGAUUACAGGCGCCUGCCACCACACCUGGCUAAUUUUUUUGUAUUUUUGGUAGAAACAGGGUUUCGCCAUGUUGGCCAGACAGGUCUCGAACUCCUGACCUCAAGUGAUCCACCCGCCUCAGCCUCCCAAAGUGCUGGGAUUACAGUCGUGAGCCACCACGCGCGGCCAGAAUUUUGUAUUUUCAUCACCAUCAUAGAUGUUACAGUUGGCUGUGGUCUCAAAAGUAGAGUUAAGUGUGUCAGUACCCAAAUAAACAUCUAACAGGUUUCUCAACAGAGAAAGUCCAAUUCCACUUCAAUUGAUAGACCCCCAAAAUAUAAUUUAAUCAAAGUUCUAGAAUUUUUGUUUGUUUGUUUGAGACGGAGUCUCGCUCGGUUGCCUAUGCUGGAAUGUAGUGGUGACAUCUUGGCUCACUGCAGCCUCCACCUCGCAGGUUUUCCUGCCUCAGCCUUCUGAGUUGCUGGGGCUACAGGCGCAUGCCACCACGCCCAGCUAAGUUUUGUAUUUUUAGUAGAGAUGGGCUUUUAUCAUGUUGGCCAGGAUGGUCUUGAUCUCUUGGCCUCGUGAUCUGCCUGCCUUGGCCUCCCAAAGUGCUGGGAUUAGAGGCGUGAGCCGCUGCGCCUGGCCCAAAGGUCUAGAAUUUUUUAAAGGUAUUCAUGUUAACUCAGGAAUACACACACACACACACACACACACACACACACACAGCAUAAUUUGAAAGAGGUAAGUACUCUGACUUAGGCUCUCAAGUUUUAAAAAUUAUAUUAGUGGCAUCAUUUAUGACAAGAACAGAUUUUAUAACCUAGAGCAGAUUAUUUACAAGUUGAUUCGCAGGUUCUGUUACAGUUUCUGUUUUGAUUGUCACUUAUGGUCUUCAUUUCAUUCCUCAUAGAAUCCCAAUCACCUAUAUAUAUUAUUGGAAGAGAUUCAUCUUCAUAAUCUCCAAUUUUUCACAAUGCCUCACAAGGUUAAUCAUGCCUUUUGGAGCUAGAAGGACUUUAGAAUGUGUCUGGUUAUGCUCCUUUAUAAGUAAGGGAAUAGAAUCAGUAAGACAGUUUCUGCCCAAAGUCAUGUUACCAGUUGGUGAUAGAGCCAGAAAUACAUAGAGAUCUAUACUCUAAAUCUCUCCACUCACAUGCUGAUAUACUUUCUACUACAGUAUGCUAUAUGGAACUCAGGGUGAUGAUCAGACGUGUCAUUAGAACAUGAGUCUUCUGCUUCUGAUUUAGGCAUACUUCUGGGAUUCUUCCAUCUUUAAAGGAAAAAGGAAGCCAUUCCUCUGUUUCUAGUAACCCAGUAAUAUCUCACUUAGUUUAGGGUUAGACCUUUAGUUAAUUCAACCCUACAGAUCAUACUUAUCAAGCUGAUAACUGACACAUAUUCCCUGAAUUUUAAUUUGAUAGGCAAUACAUCUACCCACUCCAUUAUUUUUUUAAAACUUAAUUUAAUAAUUUAAACAAGAUUGGUUUUGUUUUCAAUUUUUAUUCAUUCUUCAUAGAAUCACAAUUACCUUAAUCAUAUAUUUUUGGAAGAGAUUCCUCAGUAACUGCCCAUCUCUCAUAGUGCCUCACAGGGUUGAUCAAUGGCUUUUGGAACUGGAAGGACCUUAGAACUUUCCUGGUUAUGCUCCCAAUAGGCAAUAGCAGAUAGAACCGUGCAGUCAAGAGGGUAGGAUAUGUAUUCUUCAAUGGAUAUCAAAGGAAGAGGUUGCAAACCAAAGCCAUUUGGCAAGCCCUGUAGCCUGGGCCAUUUAAGGCGGGGGCAAUCUCAGCCAUUGCACCCAUUUAACUAUCCCAAAGAGCCACAGUGCAUAGAACCCAGGCCCUAAAUUGAUGAGGAAAAAGUCAAGGAAGGAGGUGACGCAAUUGGAAAUAUUCCCGUCAAAUGGUUAAUCUUAUUAUCAGGAAAAUGGGUAUAUUAGAAAAUUUCCUUCCAAGAUGAUUUUGGAUAAUAAAAGUUGUAUUUGUGGAAAUUGGUCUUAUCUCUGUUUUAUGCACUUACAUUUAUCCCUUACAUUUUGUUUUUAGUGACACUACAUGACAUUAAAUUUAAAGAAAACAUUGCUUAAUGUUACCGUUUGGUCUGAGAACUUCAUUCAGCUCCAGAAUUAUUGUUACUCACAUUUUAAUCAGUAAAUCAUUUAAGCUGUGACAGAGUAGGAAUUGAGAAAUUAUUUCAUGUGCUGCAGUAUUGAAAUGUGGAUGCUGCCUUGUUUUAUAAGAAGAUGAUCAAGUAUCUGUUUGUGUGCCCAUUACCUUUCUUCUGCUUGAAAGACGUGUCUCAAGAAAAAUAAAUUAUAUUUUAGAUGCAGGUGCUGCAUUUUAUUCUAAGAAUUGAUAUCAAUUGAAAACAUAGAAAGCUGUAAAAGAUAAGUCAGUGGGUGAGUGAUUCAUAAUGGGUAAUAAAAGAAAUAGCACUUU